This is a messenger RNA of Melampsora larici-populina 98AG31, 1479 nucleotides long. RefSeq lists its product as uncharacterized. NCBI's taxonomy places the organism in Eukaryota, Fungi, Basidiomycota, Pucciniomycetes, Pucciniales, Melampsoraceae. The coding region runs from base 1 to 1137 and encodes 378 amino acids. Gene Ontology annotation, molecular function: adenosylmethionine decarboxylase activity. The transcript is spliced from 5 exons. The record is from RefSeq and is a predicted model, not a curated record. Gene Ontology annotation, biological process: spermine biosynthetic process; spermidine biosynthetic process. Gene Ontology annotation, cellular component: cytosol.
AUGACCGCCCCGAUUUUUCCCGCCGUUCAGAACACGGCCCUUUCAGUUCUUCAGGAUGACAGCUCAUCCUCAGGCCCAUUUGAAGGUCCUGAAAAGCUUCUAGAGUUAUGGUUUUCAGCUUCGCCCAACGCUGUGAAAUUGACGGGGUUGCGAAGAGUGGCGAAAGAAGUGUGGCAUGGUAUGUUGGACGAGGUAAAAUGUAAGGUGCUGAGUGUUGUGGAGGCGGAAGAUGUAGAUGCAUAUCUCCUUUCGGAGUCCUCCAUGUUUGUCUGGCCUCAUAAGCUCAUCUUGAAAACUUGCGGGACAACGACCCUCUUACUGGGCCUCCAGACCUUAUUGAAGAUUGCGAAAGAGAUCUGCGGUUUCCCAGGCGUUUGGCGUUGCUUCUAUAGCCGCAAAAGCUUCAUGUUUCCCGAACGACAAUUGGGUCCCCACAAAGCUUGGACUCAUGAAGUCGGUCUUUUAGACAGCCUAUUUGAUGGUGGUUCAGCCUAUACUGUAGGCAAGAUGGAAGGUGACCAUUGGUUGUUAUAUCUCACGCCACCAAAGGACGACCCUGACUCCACGUUGGAGAUCCUCAUGUCUGGCCUUUCGGCCCGGGCCUGUGAAAAAUUUUACACCUCUGCAACGGCUCUUGCGACCCGCUACCCCGAAGAACCUUCAGUUGAGGGCCAUCGUCCUGGGUUAGCUUUGGCUCAGGAGCUCGGAUUGGAUGCCGAAUCGCUGAUUGGUGGCGGCGCGACGGAUGCUUUCCUCUUUUCACCGUGUGGAUUCUCGGCCAAUAUGAUCGGCGGGUCAGACCAACAACGAUACGCCACCAUACAUGUGACACCUGAAGAGGCUUAUAGCUAUGCAUCUUUCGAGUGUAAUGUUGAUUAUUCAGGUCGCAAAAUGGAUCUCAUCAAGGUAGUCAAUCGUGUCUUAGGGGUCUUUGAACCCAAGCGGAUGAGUAUCACCCUAUUCGUAUCGCAAGAGUCGGAGGAGUCGGACGAAGACAAUCAAGUACAAGUACGAGAGAACCAAGGUUUCAAGACUGUCCUUGGACGUGAUCUUGUCCGAGGGUACAAGCGUACCGACCGAAUCAUAUACGAGUUUGAAGGUUAUGACUUGGUCUUUGCUACAUUCGAGCGCCUUUAACUCAAAUAUCAGGUAUCGGAGUGUUGCGGGGACGUAUGUGAUACGCCAAUCUUUUUGCCACUUUUAUCAUCAACACAUGCAAAAUCUCUUCAUUCAUCUUUAUCUUUUCCUGCAGUUAUGUGCCUUGCAACAGUUUCCCACCUUGUGAUCUCGCCAAUAUUGCUCUUGCUGUUCCAUUCCAACUACUUGUUUCAUGCUUGUCAAAUUUGUUUUUUUUCUUUCCGCCGGGUGAAGCACAUGAUUUAAACGCAAGGAAAGUCACCUAAAGUUCGUUUAGCACGUGACCUGUGUAGACAACCCCUAUGCAGAUAUCCAAUACAUGUUAUUCAUUAACUGUAACCC